CCCUCUCUCUCUCUCUCUCUCUCUCUAACAAAAAACUAGAAACCCUUUCCCGUGAAAACAUUCACCGCAAACUCAAACAAACACUCAUCACUCUCAUUCACAAGUAGCCAAAAAAAAAUUAAAAAACAAAAACAUAAUUUUCACCCGGAUCACAUAGAUCACACAAUAAACCACACAUAGAUAUAGAUAUAUACCUUAAUUGAACCUACCCAAGUAACCUUAACGUUGUUGAUCAUCAUGGACUCAGCAUCAGAGGGUCCAUCAGCUGCUGUUACAACAACUACAACCACACCUAAACCGGAGGGAUCAUCACCGGCGCCACCGCCUCCACCGAGCCGUUACGAGUCACAGAAGCGGCGAGACUGGAACACGUUCUUACAGUACCUUCAAAACCACAAGCCGCCAUUGACGUUAGCACGGUGCAGUGGCGCGCACGUGAUCGAGUUCCUAAAGUACCUCGACCAGUUCGGGAAAACCAAGGUUCACGUAACCGGUUGUCCUUACUUUGGUCACCCGAACCCUCCGGCACCGUGCGCGUGUCCACUGAAGCAGGCGUGGGGCAGUCUUGACGCGCUGAUCGGGCGGCUCAGGGCGGCCUACGAGGAAAACGGCGGCCGCCCUGAGUCGAACCCGUUCGGCGCCAAAGCUGUUAGGAUUUAUCUCAGAGAAGUGAGGGAAAGCCAAUCCAAAGCCAGAGGUAUACCUUAUGAGAAGAAGAAGCGGAAGAGAGUGAGUAGUAGUGGUGGCAACGGCGGCGGUGCUAACAGCGGUGCAGUUUCUAUUGCUAGUGGUAGUGGCGGCGACGGUUGUGUUGGUGGUGUUGGUUCUAGUGCUAGUUUAACUUCUGCAACUGCUACAGAUAUUGUUACUACUACUACCACCGUAUAGUGAUUUUAAUUUUAAUAAUUUUUUAUUUAAUUCUUCCCAUUUUAAUUUUUAAGGAAAUUAAUUGUGAU
Gastrolobium bilobum is the source of this 956-nucleotide messenger RNA. RefSeq names its product protein LIGHT-DEPENDENT SHORT HYPOCOTYLS 6-like. Gene Ontology annotation, biological process: response to light stimulus; mRNA transcription. NCBI's taxonomy places the organism in Eukaryota, Viridiplantae, Streptophyta, Magnoliopsida, Fabales, Fabaceae. The coding region runs from base 238 to 888 and encodes 216 amino acids. Gene Ontology annotation, cellular component: nucleus. The record is from RefSeq and is a predicted model, not a curated record. The transcript has a single exon.